Molecule: messenger RNA, 1281 nt
Organism: [Torrubiella] hemipterigena
Lineage: Eukaryota; Fungi; Ascomycota; Sordariomycetes; Hypocreales; Clavicipitaceae
Source: the annotation of a GenBank genome assembly
AUGGCGACAACCAACAGAAACAUUGCCCGCUAUGAAACAACAGCAGUCUACUCGCACCCCGAGGCGACCGUUGACAUUGUCCUCGUUCACGGCCUCAACGGCGAUCCCAAGAUGACAUGGACUGCGACAAACGGCACAUUUUGGCCAAUCGACCUGCUUCCAGCGUCUCUUCGCGGCUUAAAGGCAAACAUCCUCGUCUACGGCUACAACGCAGAUGUCUACUCGCGCCGCAACGACCGCUCUGCCAGCGACAACUUCAUCCACCAGCACGCACAAACCCUCGUCACAUCGCUCACGCUAUACCGCCGCUCCGAAGGAACAACCCGCAACCCCAUCAUCUGGGUUGCCCACUCGCUCGGCGGUAUUCUCGUGAAGCGAGCCUUACUCUACUCAAACGACCUGCGCACCGCGCACCACGAACACCUCCGAUCCAUCUUCGUGUCCACCUUUGGCAUCAUGUUCCUCGGCACACCACACACGGGCUCCGACGCCGCAACAUGGGGCAUGGUUCUGCAGGGCAUGUCGGACGUGAUUCUCCCGCGGAAGCUGUUCCAGAGCGAGAGCGUGCUUCUCAAGACGCUCAAGAAGGACAACGAGACCCUUGCCAACAUCAACAAUCACUUCCUCGACAUCUACCAGCGCUUCCGUAUCCACAUGGUCCAUGAAAACCACAAGACUGACAUCAAAGGCACAAAAAUCAUCAUUGUCGACGCCAACUCGGCCAGCCCCCAACUCCCUGGGGUGACCUACUACGGCGUGGAGGCUACCCACAGCCACAUGUGCAAGUUUGACAGCCCAAGCGCUCCUGGCUUCCGCGCUCUGUCUACAGAUAUUCGCCAAUGGGUGCUGGACGCCCCGGCCAUUGUCGGCGUCCGCUGGGAAGCCGAGCAGGUCGAGCUCUCUGCGCGCGUUCGCAACGAGAUCCACGAGCGCAUCUCGCCCUUUAUGACUCCCCAACAGGCGUUUCUUGCCGGCAACAGCAGCAGCACCAGCCCGCCUCAAGGAUUCAUUACUAGUGGCUCGCCUCCCCAGACCUAUCUCCACGGCAUGAGCCCGCAGCAUCAACAGCAGCAGGGCUAUUUGACCACCGAGGCGUAUAGUCCGCGUCGAGGCAGUGAGAUGUCCAUCUCCUCAGCGUCCUCUGCUUCUAUCCCCAGGUCGCUGACGCCGGGAGGUAGCGUUGUCCAGACCGCUCAGCAAGUCCCGACUGGUCACCACAACAUGUUUGUCUUUGACUCUCUGGACAAUACAUCUCCUCAGCUCUACCAGCUUCGACAGUAA